CGAACCGCGUCAAGGCGAACGUGUGCGCGCUGACACACACGGUGGUACGGGCGUGCGUGCAGGAUCGGAUCCGGUUUACGGUUUGGUGUGGUCGUCGGGCCCUUCGGUUUGGCAGUGCAUCUUUCCAUUCCAGUGUCAGUUCGGUUCGCCGCAUUUCGGCUGCAAUGUGUUGAAAAGAAAAGGUCCCUGUCGACGGCGGUACAGUGGUGUCGGGGUGUGAGUGUGUUUCUGUUGUGUUGUGUUUGGGCUCAAACCCGGCCCAAAUCCCGGUGUCACAGGAUCUGAGCUGUGUUUGUGUGUGCGUGUGUUAGUGUGUCUGUCGUUGCAGUGCAGUGCACACCAUCUCUCCAGCAGAAUGCAAUUGCACCGAGUGCAUGCGCUGUGGUGAAGACGUCCCUGAUGUGCGUAUGUGUCCGUGUGAAUGUAUCCACCGUUUUGGAAGCAUUCCGAGGCUUGCUGUUUAUUUAUAUUAAUAGAUUUAUCGAUGAUACGCAGUGCAUAAUUUAAUUGCCAUCUUCACCCACACCAUCUUCCGUGUUCUGCGUGUGUGCGUUCUAAAGUGCAUCGAUGCAUGUGAUUUCGCGUACGGCCUGCCUGUUUGAAGUACGCCAGCAAGUGAAGACGUUUCGCAUCGGCAUUCGGUCAAUCGUGCGUGUGUGCGUGUGUGUGUGUUUGUGUGCAUUUCCCGUCUAGUUUUUCCCGCAUUUCUUCCAGGGGCGGCGUAAUUCUGGAUGCAUUUCUGGCCGGGUGGAGUAGAACGUGGAGCGGUGUACCGAAGUGUAUCUCUAUCUCCUGCCCAUUUCAUCCCUCCCAUCACCCCACCGUGCGUCUAUGUGCGUGUGUGUGUGUGUGUGUGUCAAGCACGAGUGCGCUAUUUCUGUACCGCGAAUGAAUAAUUGCCGGCAAUUUACGCCUCGUCUUCUCGGCACCAUCGGCAGUCGUGCGCAACGAUUCCCUUGCGGAGAGGUUUACUGCGCCGGAGGAGAGGGAAAAUUGUGAUCCGUCCUGUGAAUCCCAAGGAGUGAGAGUUUCUGUUUCGUGCCCCUCAGUGUGUGUAUGUGUGGCGGGGUGGCACUCGAGCGAGAUUUAAUUGUCGAAGCACAAAUUAAGCAUUAAACAGUGGCGCGCUAGAGUGACUGCUUGAGAUCGCAACGAAGAGGUCAACAUCAUCAUCAGCAGCAGCAUCGCGAGGCGUCUCUUUGUAAUCUUCAUAUCUUCUUGAGGUGCUUGUACCCCACUUCGGUCGUCGUGAGCUGUCGAAUAAAUUUGCUCAUUACACACCACCUCCCUACGACCAUCCGGACUGCUGACCAACCUUCGGACUGCUGCUCCACCACCUGCGGGUUAGUGUUUCGUGAACCUCUGGGACAUCCGUUCAAUUAUAUUUCUAGUCAUCAGCAAAAGAGAAGCGUGUAACCCGUGAACCCAAGGAUGCAAUACGCAGCGCAGAGUUAACGUGUGUCAUAAACAACCGAACGCAACCGUAUCAGCAAGAAAAAAAGGUCGUCGAUUACACACCAUUCAAAGUUCCUUGUGCCGAAACGAAUGUUAUUUAUUCUUCCUACGAAACAAAAUUGCAUCCGCCAGAGAUAAAGAGAACCCAGCAGUCCGAAACAACAAAAAAAGGGAAAGGUGUUGAGGCGAAGGCAAGACAAUAAUAAGGCGAGAUCACCUUGGAUUCCUAACCCAACAGCUGGCGGCGGCUACACACAAAAACAGAUAUUCCAUAAUAGAGAGACAUCCUUUGCUCAUCUUUUACCGAGAAAGAAGGAGAAACACGAUUCGAUGCGCAUAGAGAGACUUCCUGGGAAGGAAAUAGAAAAACAAAAACGUCCCUCGACCCAGACGUGCAUAGGAACAUACCCAGCUGGAAGAAGCGACAACUGUGUGUGUCCUUCUGCGUAGGAACACGGCGAAACCCAACGCUCAUCAUAAAUCGAAAAGCAAUUAGGUACACCAUUCACCCGGUCUCACCUCUCUCACCUACCAGAUUCUCCGGAAACGGCGACACGGGAGAAAAGAUUCGUCAAGCAUUUGACGGAAGGCGGGUGGUUUGCUAAAUCGGUCCCUUUUUCGACUGAACACACACUGUGAUACUGUGUACCCAAGAAUAAAACAAGCAAAACAAAACGUUCCUUGCAGCCAGACAACGGUCUCCAAAAAAGAUUCCUACGAAGAAACCUCACACAAAAGGUCACCUGUUACACCCCAGUCUGUGGACUCAAUUGCGCUUGAAGCGUUUUUUGUAAAAGUGUGCAAAACCCGAGCUAAAACGAGGCUAAAACAUAUCAACACAGAACAAAUCAUCGUUGAGAUUUGCACGCAAAGGUAGUGAUCGCACAACACUCCGAAGUACGCUUCACGCUCCUCGCUAUUAAGGCGCUAUUAAGAGAUUAAGCAAAUCAGUGUAAACCAAGAGCGGAGGAAGUCUUCCACCUCGCUCACACAAACACACUCCGUUAAGUGACGUCAAGACAAUCGUACCAUAAAACCAAAGCCACAAUAUGACGAUGGAGCAGAAGAGGACGGCACAGUGCUGCAGCUGCCGGUGGACGCUCUGGAUCACGAUAAUGAUCAUCAGCGUGUUACCACUAACGAAUGCACAAUAUCGCUCGCCACGAAUAAUCGAAAACCCGAGCGAUACGAUCGUCCCCAAGAAUGAUCCGGUCACGCUCAACUGCAAAGCGGAGGGCAAACCCCAGCCCGUCAUCCAGUGGUACAAGGACGGGGAGGAGGUAAAGCUGGACGCUAACCAUGUCCUGCUGCCGGCCGGUUCGCUAUUCUUCCUGCGCACCGUGCACAGCAAAAAGGAGCAGGACGACGGGGUCUACUGGUGCGUGGCCAGCAAUCAGGCCGGCAAGGUCUACAGCCGGAACGCAACACUGCAGGUGGCAACGCUUCGGGACGAUUUCCGCGUCGAGCCGAAAAAUACGCGCGUUGCGGCGGGCGAGACGGCCCUGCUGGAAUGCAGCCCGCCCCGCGGCAAUCCCGAGCCAAAUGUUAGCUGGAAAAAGAACGACGGCUUUCUCGAGCUGGACGAUUAUCGGCCAUCGAAGGAGCUCGCCCGGAUACGGAUCGUUGACAGUGGCAACCUUCUGAUCAGCGACGUGCGGCCGACGGACGAGGGGCGCUACCAGUGCAUCGCCCAGAACAUGGUCGGCUCGAGGGAAAGUGGACUCGCAAAAUUAACCGUCCAGGUGAAGCCGUACUUUGUGGCCGAACCGGACGAUGCGACCGUGCUGGAGGGCCACCGCGUACAGUUCCAGUGUGCGGUCGGGGGCGAUCCGGCCCCGCAGAUACUGUGGACGAAGCAGCACGGUGACAUACCGGUCGGGCGGGCAGAAAUAUCCGAGGAGGAUCGGAGCCUGAUCAUACGCAAUGUCACGGCCGACGAUCAUGGGCAGUACAUCUGCGAGGCCCGGAACUCGGUCGGUGUGAUCAGUGCGCGGGGCAGCCUCACCGUCAACACUCCACCCGUGUUCACCGUGCGGCCCCAGGACCAGAAAGUCACCGUCAACGGGGUGGUGACGUUUAAAUGUUCGGCGGGCGGUAGUCCACUGCCGUCCGUGUUUUGGACGCGGGAAGGUUCGCAGACGCUAAUGUUCCCGAACAACAGCUACGGCAAUAUGCACGUUUCCGGGCAGGGCUCGUUGCAGAUCCGGGGUGUGCAGCGGGAGGAUGAUGGAUACUUUGUCUGUUCGGCGCUGAGCGUGGCAGGAUCGGUAACGAGCCGGGUGUAUCUGCAGGUGACUUCCCCAAUUGACAGUAUUCCACCGCCUCUGCUGCAACAGGUUCCCUCCAAUCAGAGCCUUCCGAGCGGAACGAAGGCAACACUUCCCUGUCGCAGCUCUGCGUACGGAGCACCUUCAUCAUCAACAGCGUCCUCGUCAGCGCCCCGUUGGCAACGUGAUGGUAUCAAUCUGCUUACUGGGCCCGGCAAACGCUUCAAAAUUCUUUCUGGUGGAUCGCUACGGAUUGAUGAUCUUCAAACCGAGGACAGUGGAUGGUACCGAUGCAUCGUAAAGCUAGAUGACCAUGAAUAUUCCUGGUCUGCUUAUUUGAGUGUCGAUAGCAAUCUGCCGCCCCAAUCGCAGCAAAUCUUCAACGCGGAGCUGCUACCGUCCGCACCGGGCCAACCGAAGGCAGCAAACAUUACCAACACGAACGUGACGCUGAUCUGGGCCCGGGGCCAGGACAAGCUGCGCACGAAUGCCAUCGCCAGCUACACGAUCGAGUACCACAGCACGGACGAUCGCGAGAUGGACGCGGGCUGGAAGAUUGCGCUGCGCCAAAUUGCGGGCAAUACCGCGACGGUUACGGGGCUGUCGCCGGAAACGGGCUACAUCUUCUCGGUGCGUGCCGAAAACGGUAUGGGCUUCUCGGCCCCGUCGCCCGUGUCGACCCUCAUCCGCACGCUUUCGUCCGAUGAUCGGGUAACGAUACCGGAGGAGAUGGAUACGGCCCGGAUGGUGCUGAGCGGAAAGAUUCUCGAACUGAUCGAUAUCAUUGCGCUAACGUCCUCGUCGGUGCGGCUCGAGUGGCAGCUGCAGAUCGGCGGCUCGGAAGAGUACAUCGAAGGGUUCUACGUGCGCUAUCGCGAUCUCGACAGUGACGUGCAGCGGUACAGCAUGCUGCCGAUACCGAACAGCGAAACGGAGAGCCACAUCAUCACGAACCUGAACAAGUACACCCGGUACGAGUUCUUCCUGACGCCGUACUUUAAAAAUCUCGAGGGUCAACCGAGCAACGCGCGCAUCGUACGCACGCUCGAGGAUAUGCCGACCGGGCCGCCGACCAACAUACAGGCCGGGAUGUUGAAUCUAACGGCCGGCUGGGUACGGUGGAGCCCACCGUUGCGCGAGCACCAGCACGGUGCGGUGGUCGGCUACAAGAUACAGGUAAAGUCGGGCAACAAUGCCUCGAAGCUGUUGGCCCAGAUGACGCUCAACUCGACCACCACGUCGGUGAUGCUGAACAACCUGACGACGGGCGCUAGCUACACGAUUCGGGUGGCCAUGUUUAAUCGGCUCGGGAUGGGUCCGUUCUCGAAGCCACUCUACCUGGUGAUGGACCCAUCGUUCGUGAUCGUACCGCAGGGUGUGCACAACAACCACAACCAGCUGUACGGCGAUUACGACGACCGGCGACACCCGCAGCAUCAGCAGCACGCGCACAACUUCCUGCACGAGACGUGGUUUAUGCUGCUGGUCGUGUUUUCACUCGUGGUCGUGCUGGUGGUGACGAUUGCGGGAGGUGUGGUCGUGUUCCGGCGGCGCCAGGGCUUGGGCAAACCGGUUGUGACUGUGCCGACGCUCGGGGGGCGGCGCGGAGACAUAGCGAACCUGAGUAUGUCGCGGAAGGAUGGCGGGAUUUGGAUCGAUCGCGGUUGGCGGACGUGCGAUACGGAUAAGGAUUCGGGGCUGAGCUCGAUCAAGCUGCUGGAGGGCAGUCAGACACACCACACGUAUCCACUGGCGGAUGGGGGGACCGAUUACGCGGAGGUUGAUCCUCGUGGACUGACGUCAUUCUACAAUCGGAAGUCCCCGGAGAGUCCAACGCCGUACGCUACCACGAUGAUCAUCAACGGCAUUCCACGGAGUGACAAUGGAGAUCUGGGCUAUCAGGGUCACGAUACGUUUUCGUCCACCUCGUCCAGCUUCCGAUCGUUCUACGGCUAUCCGCGACCCAUCAACCCAAACAAUGUUCCUCCUAACUGGGUCGACUAUCUGCCCCCGCCGCCGGAGCAUCCGCCUCCGAUUCCGCAACCGAUCGAAACACUCAACCAUCAUCACCUGAAUCACGUCUACCCGUCCGAGCUGGUCGGCACAAUAAACAGCUCGCAAACGUCCAGCUACUGUUCGCGCCGCACCAGCGGGUACAAGUGAGACCGUGGCGCUGCGCUUUGGCUGGCAGGCAGUGCAACAUACCACCACCAACUACCGAGCCGACCAGCAAACAACCAACUCUAACAAAAACCACUAAAACACACACACACAAAUGCCGCCAAACAGUGAAACACGCACACACAAUCAAUUUUGGGUGACCUCUAGGGUGGUAGUAGUCGCAAAUGGCGGGCCCCAAUGCCCACGUGUACAUUGAAUCAUUGGACAACGAUCACCACAUUCGGGACGUUUUGCUCCUUGAGGGCGUUUCUCUGUGUGUGUUUCCGCUGCGUCCCAGCGGCCAACGAUAAAAGAUCCUUACGGGAUUAUCGUGCAAAUGUAGUGCAAACUUCUUCGGGAUAGUGACAAUUCCACCCGUGCCGUCCGGGUCAGGAAAACUGCACGGUGCCCACUGGAAGUCACCACCUCACACACGUUGCCAUCAACAGCUGCUAGAGCUUUGAUUGGUGUGCUUGUGUGCGUUUGGGCAGUUGAAUGUCAUUGGGUUCGGCUGGACCUGCUCAAGAUUGGUUGUGGCCAUACGGAUUAGGGUGUGCCAAGUGUGGUGUAGCGUUUAUCACAGCCCGCGGACGCGGUUCGCCUACGUAGAGAUGUGCGAACGCGCGAAUCGUCGUAGAUACAGAUGGUAGUGAUGAAUAUGAAGUAUAUUUUUUCUAUGAAAAAAAAACCAAAAUGAAUACCAAAGUUGCACGUGUGGAGUGUCGGUAG
Messenger RNA from Anopheles merus, 6611 nucleotides. It is a transcript of the gene robo1, whose product is annotated as roundabout homolog 2. Gene Ontology annotation, biological process: homophilic cell-cell adhesion; dendrite self-avoidance; axon guidance. Gene Ontology annotation, cellular component: plasma membrane; axon. Lineage: Eukaryota; Metazoa; Arthropoda; Insecta; Diptera; Culicidae. The record is from RefSeq and is a predicted model, not a curated record. Gene Ontology annotation, molecular function: cell-cell adhesion mediator activity. The coding region runs from base 2505 to 5885 and encodes 1126 amino acids. The transcript has 15 exons.